GCCGAAGCGCAAUCCAAUAAUGCUUCGGGUCGGUCUCCAGCGCACCGCCAUCGGCCGGCUCGGUCGCCGUGCAUUGGCGUCGUCAACCGUGACGCCGAUGCUGCGGCAGUAUCUCGAGCGCAAGAAGGAGUACCCUGAUUGCCUUUUGCUCUACCAAGUCGGCGACUUUUACGAGCUCUUUGCCGACGAUGCGCGCCGCGCGUCGCACCUUCUGAACCUGGCGCUGACGCGCAAGGCCAAGUCCAAGCAAGCCCACGACAUGGACAUCAUGUGCGGGUUCCCGAUCGCGUCGCUCAACACGUACGUCGAGAAGCUCGUGCGGCACCACGGCGAGAAGGUCGCCAUCUGCAACCAGACCGAAUCGGCGACGGCCGCCAAGCAGCGCAAGGGCGUCGGCGUCCACGCGCUCGUCCAGCGGCACGUUGUCCGGGUGGUGACGCCUGGGUCGCUCACGGACGACUCGAUGCUGCUCGCCGGCCAAAACAACUAUCUCGCCGCCAUGACGCAAAACGCCGAGGCGCUUGAGCUCGCGUGGACCGACGUCUCGACAGGCGAGUUUCACCGCUUGGCGACGACCUUGGAUGAGCUUGAGAGCGAGCUCUGUCGCCUCUCUCCGACCGAGAUGCUCCUCCCGAUCAACGCCGCGACAAGUGCAACGGAUUCCUUCUGGCAGCUCGUCGAGGCCAAACUGCCCGCGCACUGUCUCAAGACAUACCGACCAGCAGCGCUCUCGGCGUCGGCGUCGGCCAUGAUCACCGAGUACCUUCGAUACACGCACCUCCAGACACACGCGCCGGAAGAUGCUUCAGCGCUGCAGCCGCGCAUGCUCAUCGACGCCAGCGCGUGGCGGUCGCUCGAGAUCACCAAGUCGAUGCACGGGACCAAGCAGCACAGCCUUCUGCAAGCGAUUGAUAAGACCAAGACGGCGGGUGGCGCGCGGCUCUUGGCGGCGCACCUCUCGGCCCCGCUCUUGCGCGUCGACGACAUUACUCGGCGUCAAGACGCCGUGUCAUGGCUGCUCCAGGACACCCACGGACUCUCCAAGCUACGUCACGUUCUGCAGGAAUGCGGGGACAUUGAGCGGAGCCUCCGGCGUCUGGCGAUGGGCAACGGCACGCCCAAAGACCUCAAGCGAAUUAGUGACACUGUGCUGGAGAGCCAAGCGCUGGCCCACUACUUGCAGGACGGACCGCGCCACUGGCCGUGCGAGCUCAUCUCGCGUCUCCGAGGCGCCUUUGAUGUACCCGAAGUCGUCGCCAUGGCCACGGACGUGCAAGCAGCGCUCGUCGACGACCUGACGCAACUCAACCAAAAGCACGACUUUAUCCGCCCCGGGUACUCCAAGGAGCUCGAUCGGUGGCGCAGUCUCUGCCACGACUCGGUGACCGACCAGAUUCGGGACCUCCAGCGCGAGUACCAGACGCAGACGGGCAUUGCCAAGCUUCGUGUGGCGCGCAAGAAGCAGCACGUGGGCUGGUGUGUUGAAGUGCCCCAAGACACGUCACCACCGCUUACGCCACCGCACUUUCAGCUGAUUCAAACCACGACCAAAACGCUUCGCUACCGGUCGCCCGCCCUCGAUAAGCUCAACUCGGAUGUGUUCCACGCGUUGGACCAGAGCGUCGAGGUCGAAGAAGCGCUCUUCAAGGAGUUGCAAGGCCGCGUCUUGGCGGUGUCAGCCGCCAUCGAGACCUUGGGCGACGCAUUGAAUCAACUCGAUGUCGCGGCCAGCCACGCCCAGAACACGCUGGACCACCAACUGGUGCGACCGACGCUGUCGGCCACGUCGGCCGAUAUGCACAUCGUCGAGGGACGUCACUGGGUCGUUGCCUCCGCGCACGAAGCCAACUUGCGCGCGUUUGUACCCAACAGCUUGCAUUUCGCUUUCGACGACUCGUGCUGGAUCGUCACGGGGCCCAACAUGGGCGGGAAGAGCACAUUUCUGCGGCAGACGGCCCACCUCGUGCUCCUCGCGCAGAUGGGCAGCUUUGUGCCGGCCGUGAGCGCGCACAUUGGCAUCGUCGACCGCCUCUUUAGCCGGGUGGGCGCGUCGGACGAUCUGGCGUCGGACCGCAGUACGUUCAUGGUAGAAAUGCAAGAGACAGCGACGAUUCUCAAGCAGGCAACGAAUCGGUCGCUCAUCCUAAUGGACGAGGUCGGCCGCGGUACGUCGGUCCAAGACGGCGUCGCCAUCGCCCAAGCCGUGGUCGAGGAGCUUCUUCGGCGCCAGAGCCGGACGUUGUUUGCGACCCACUUUACCGAGCUCAGCAGCAUCUUUGCCAGCGCGCAUGCGGUCUCGUUUCAUCACAUGCAAGUCGCUCGCCACAAAAAGGCGGGUCUGAUCUUCUCCCACCGCGUCGUGCCCGGCGUCGCCAAAGAGUCGUACGGCGUCGAAGUAGCGGCCCUCGCCGGCUGCCCCGCCAACGUCGUCGAGCGGGCCAAGGCGCUCGUGCAGCGCCAAAAAGAUACACUCGCCUCGGCAUCAGUAGCUCCCGUUCGACCCGCGGUUUGAGUGGGCUACAUGGUCGUAGUGCUUCUUGCUGCCACGCCGGUUUGAGUGGGCUACAUGGUCGUAGUGCUUCUUGCUGCUAGUACGACUGGGCCGCUUGAAAUGCAACGCCGUGUUUGUCUUGUGCGUAUUUUGCAUAGAAACCUCGGGUGUCGGCUGAUAACGUGGCAAGUUGAAG
This is a messenger RNA of Saprolegnia diclina VS20, 2687 nucleotides long. RefSeq names its product DNA mismatch repair protein MutS. Gene Ontology annotation, biological process: mismatch repair. Gene Ontology annotation, cellular component: nucleus. The record is from RefSeq and is a predicted model, not a curated record. NCBI's taxonomy places the organism in Eukaryota, Oomycota, Saprolegniomycetes, Saprolegniales, Saprolegniaceae. Gene Ontology annotation, molecular function: ATP-dependent DNA damage sensor activity; ATP binding; mismatched DNA binding. The transcript is spliced from 21 exons. The coding region runs from base 20 to 2512 and encodes 830 amino acids.